This is a messenger RNA of Spodoptera exigua (beet armyworm), 1305 nucleotides long. NCBI's taxonomy places the organism in Eukaryota, Metazoa, Arthropoda, Insecta, Lepidoptera, Noctuidae. The record is from the annotation of a GenBank genome assembly.
AUGGAUAAAAACUCAAGUACCGACAGCAACAUAUCCCUGGACAGCUUGGAAACUCAAUUCAAACGAAAAAAAUCUGUAAAAGGUAGAAUAACUGAUGAAGAUGUCGAUACAAUACUGGUGCCAUUUUAUGAAAAAGAUGUACUUAUAAAGGUACCAAAAGAUCAGAAACGAAAACAAAAUAAUACAGGUAACAGAUAUCUUAGAGCUAAUGAGAAAUUAAAGAAAGAACCGUCGCAAACAAGCUAUUUGGUAAAUAGAGAAAAAGAAACGAAACAUAAGCGAACCACCUACCUAGAAAUGUUUCGUAAGCAGUUCUCACCAAAUCAUAUUGACAAAAAGAAAGAUAAAAGUGAAAUACGUUCAUUAUCACCAGAAUUUGGUGAUACGGAGAGGGAGAGUAUUGGCGACGACGCUAAUAAUCCUAUACCAGAGUUCUACAACACUGAGUCUUAUAAUGAAAUGUAUUACGAAAAGCUUUUGUGUCGUGAUUUGGAGAACUAUAGAGAUAAUUCUUUUGAAGACCAAGAAGAAGAACUGCGUUUUACGGACGACAUGGUGUGCAAACCAGAGGAUAUAUGUGAUGAUGGUCCUGAUAAUCUUAAGAGUGUUUCAGAGGUCACAAAUCCACGUCGUAAUACAAGACGAGCAACCAUAGAACCCAUGACUAAUGUUAAACUUGGAGGAUUAGGCCCUGAUUUAGAACAAAUAAGGCCAAGGCUUGAAAGAGCUAGAAGCUUACAAAGGUAUUCAGAGAAAGUAAGAAUGGAAAAUCGAUUGAAGAUUUAUAAAAAAACGUGUCAAACCCAACCUGAAAAGAAAGUUGAAAGAGAAACAUCUGCCAAACAAAAGGAGUCACGAAAAGAACCAGCAAAAAAAGAACAGCAAGAAGAUGUUAGCCUCUCUUAUCUGGUGAAUAAAUCUAUAAACGAAAAGGGCAACAAACCAAAAAGGAAUCCAUAUUUUAAAUCAAAAUCAGCUGAUGUGCAGAGGAUUAGGGAGAGAAAUGCCGAAAAGGAAAAGCUACAGAAAGAGUUGACCGCGAAGAAAAAAGAGAUGGUGGAUCAGAAACUUGAUAGUAAACAAAAAGUGGAAAUUAAACCCGACAAAGGUAAACUAAAGCAAAAAUCUAGUUCCAGAAAUAUGGGCAUCAAUACUGAGUCUUCGUCAGAAGUUUCACCAGUACAAAUAAGUUUCAUGGUCAACGUUGGGGGUGUUCGUCAGUCAAGUGCUUUGCAGUCUCUCGAGGAAAAGCAUCGAAUGUACCAAGAACAAGUUAAAGCCUUCAUGGAACAUAAUGACGUUUAA